Alnus glutinosa is the source of this 1776-nucleotide messenger RNA. RefSeq names its product autophagy-related protein 18f-like. The record is from RefSeq and is a predicted model, not a curated record. Gene Ontology annotation, biological process: autophagy; response to starvation. The transcript is spliced from 6 exons. Lineage: Eukaryota; Viridiplantae; Streptophyta; Magnoliopsida; Fagales; Betulaceae. Bases 1 to 1776 code for a protein of 591 amino acids. Gene Ontology annotation, cellular component: cytoplasm. Gene Ontology annotation, molecular function: protein binding.
AUGCCUUCUGCAAGCUUUCCUGGUUUUCCUUCAAAUGGGAGCUUUGUGGCUCACUAUGCGAAAGAAUCAAGCAAGCAACUUGCUGUUGGGAUUGUGAACCUAGGAGACAUGGGGUAUAAGAAGCUCUCCAGGUACUGCUCUGAGCUUCUACCUGAUGGUAAUACUUCACUGCAAUCGGGGAAUCCUGGCUGGAAACGCAAUGGGACUUUUAUUGUCAAUUCAAAGGAUGCAGAAAAUGUUGGAAUGGUCAUUGUCAGAGAUAUUGUCAGCAAACUUGUGAUUUUCCAGUUCCGGCCACACAAGAGUCCUAUUUCAGCAUUAUGCUUUGACCCUAGCGGCACCCUUUUAGUUACCGCUUCGGCUGCAACGUGGUUUCACAAAUGCAGUAAGUGUCGGAUAAUUGUUUCAAGAUUCCUUCUUGAAUAUGUUAUUGUCAUACAGGAUAGCAGUUUCAGUGACGACAGCAACUGGAUUAUGAUUAGUUCAUCAAGGCGGACAAGCCAUCUCUUUGGUAUAAAUCCUCUUGGAGGAUCAGUAAACUUUCAGUCUGCUGAUGCUAAUUUUACCACAAAAAAUAGUGGUUUGGGCAUUAUGACUAAGGCAGUGGUUCGUUGGCCACCUAAUCAACAGAGCCUUUGUGCAGCUGGUCAUCCAGUUACACUUUCCGUUGUUAGCAGAAUAAGGAAUGGAAAUAAUGGAUGGAGAGGCACUGUAAGUGGUGCUGCAGCUGCUGCAACAGGCAGGAGGAUGAGUUCCCUUUCUGGGGCUAUCGCUUCAUCUUUCCCCAAUUGUAGAGGCAAUGCUUUAUAUGCGGAUUGCCACUCUUCGAAGGCAAAGUAUCACCUUUUGGUCUUUUCUCCUUCUGGUUGUAUGAUACAAUAUGUGUUGCGAACAUCGACUUUUCUAGAUCCAACGGUUCUGGUGUCUGGAUUAAGCACCGCUCCUGAUUCAGCUUCAGAAAGUGAUGCAAGAUUAGUUGUUGAGGCUAUCGAGAAGUGGAAUAUCUGUCAGAAACAAAACCGAAGAGAGAGAGAAGAUAAUAUUGACAUAUAUGGUGAGAAUGGAAAUUCAGACAGCAAUAAAAUAUAUCCUAGAGGAGUGAAAAAGGGAAAUAGCAUCUAUCCUGAAGCUGGAGGUACAUUCAUGAAAGCAAAGAUCAGUCCUGAGGAGAAACAUCAUUUAUAUAUAUCAGAAGCUGAACUACAGAUGCAUCAAGCUCGGACUCCGUUGUGGGCAAAACCUGAGAUUUACUUUCAGUCGAUGAUGGUGGAAGCCACAAAAAUGGAUGAAACAAAUGCUUCUUGGGGAGAAAUCGAAAUCGAAAGAAUUCCAGCUCGCAUGAUUGAAGCAAGGUCAAAAGGCUUGGUUCCAGUUUUUGACAAUCUUUCGAUUCCCAAAAUCCAACAAACAAGGAACCCUGCUCUAGAUAGCAAUAUCAAUGGGAAACUUCAGCAUCAGAGGUCUGGGCUGUCUGCUAACAGGAGGCUCUCUUUUGGGAGCAGCUCUGGCUCUCUUGACUCUAUGACUGAUGCUGGUGCUCCAGUGGUAGAAUUUCACAAUGGCGUUGAAGAAACUGAAUCGGAUGGUUCUCAGAUGCCAGUAGAAACCAAGGGCUUUGUAUAUAAUAAUGACAGCCCAAAAACAAAGACUCGGCUUGAGAUUGUAAAUAAUAGAGAGAGCUUAAAAAUGGAGCCUCAACUCAAGUUUGUAAAUUGUAACAAAACAGGCCCGAAAAUGGAGAAUCAUUUUGAAGACGAAGGUGGUGAGUUUGAUUAG